Molecule: messenger RNA, 1089 nt
Organism: Anopheles marshallii
Lineage: Eukaryota; Metazoa; Arthropoda; Insecta; Diptera; Culicidae
Gene: Mettl4
Product: N(6)-adenine-specific methyltransferase METTL4
Exons: 3
Coding region: 1-1089 (362 amino acids)
Cellular component (GO): RNA N6-methyladenosine methyltransferase complex; nucleus
Molecular function (GO): methyltransferase activity; nucleic acid binding
Source: RefSeq, a predicted model, not a curated record
AUGGAAAGUUGGGAAGAAAUAAGUGAACAUUCGUACCUUUUGAAUCAUGCACAAAGUGUGGAAAAGAUCUACAAUCAUAAUUUUAUGAAUGAAAACAUAAAAAAGGCGUCUUUCAAUAAAACGCUCUUCAACAUAAACGUUCCGUACGAUCAUCGUGAGGAGACGAAGAACGAUGAAAACCGGAGUGCUAAAAAACGAAAACGUAUGAAAACGAUCGGAACUUUUGACGAAAUAACUCAAAGGGUUUUCGAAAAUCAUUCUUCUGUUCAACAUAAACUGAAAAGAAAUGCAAAUCAAUUAAACACAAACAACAAGCAAGCUCUUGAAUUUGUGGAUCAGUUCAACAGCUCAACCAAUUACGAUGGUGAAAAACGUUUUCGGGGGCAAAACACAACGGAUUGUACCAUUGUCACCGAGAUGGAUGGUGAACAGUAUCUGAUACCUCCCCGAGUAUCGUUCAUCAAUUCCUCUGUCGACAGAUUCGCGGAAUACAUCGAGCAGAACGAAACAUUUGAUCUAAUCGUUCUCGAUCCUCCGUGGUGGAACAAAUACAUUAGACGUGUGAAAGCUGUUAACAGUAAAGCUAGCUACCGAAUGCUCACAAAUGAGGACAUAAAAGCGAUCCCCUUGGAAAGACAUCUGCACCAGAACACUUUAGUGGUUGUCUGGUGCACCAAUGCACCUUCCCAUAUUGAGGCGGUGUCGACAGAUUUUUUCUCCAAAUGGGGAGUAGAAUUAGUAGCUUGCUGGUACUGGAUAAAGAUUACCACCUCAGGCGCACCGGUUUGCAAAUUUAAUGAACCGCACCAGAAACAACCAUACGAGCGUAUCUUUAUCGGUUUGCCGGCCGAUUCAGCCAUGGCCAAAACAUUUCCUCGCGAACGGUUCCUUUACUCGGUACCAAGUGCAAUACAUUCACACAAACCACCGCUUCAUGAUUUAUUCACAUCGAAAUAUUUACCGCAACAGGCCACCUGCUUAGAGCUAUUCGCACGCAGCCUCUAUUCGGGCUGCACCUCGUACGGAAUGGAAGUGUUAAAAUUGCAAAACAAACGCCUAUACGAACUGGCCAUUGAAGACGAAGAUUGA